GUUCGCGUAUCACUCUGUGCGAGAAGCCGGUGGUGAGGCCGUUACUUUCUCUCAGUCUUCCUCCGCCCGACGGCAGCGAUGCAUGCAGCGGGGACCGACACACUAUCCCUCCAGGAGUAUGCUGCGUCCGUGGAUAAAACCACCCUGCCUCGCAUUCUGCAAGUCUGCUCCGGGGUUUACUUCCAAGGGUCCGUGUACGAGCUAUCGGGGAGCGAGGUGUGCCUCUCCACGGGGGACCUGCUGAAGAUCAUCGGCCUGGAGUGCCAGUCCGUCUCCUGUGAGGACAUCAGCACCAAGGAGACGUCGGAACUGCCCCUGGACUACACAGGUCUUUUCAGGCUGGUCCCAGAGGACAUGCCGUUCGGCAGCCUCGAGGAGAUGGUCGGCCUGGUCCCAACCGAGGUGGACGCCUGCGACUCCUUCAGCUUCACCUGCCGGCACCAGGUGCUCCUGGAGGACUGCACGCUGGAGGCCGGAGAGGCCGUCACCGUGCUGUCUGUGGAAUCCCGGCACGGGGAGGAGGGACACGCCCGCUGUCGCCUGAGGGACCACGCGGGGGCGCGGCAGGAUGUCCUCGUCCCGCUUUCCUGCCGCGGGGAGUUCUACGAGAACGACAACGGGCACAGCUACUCGCUCCGGGAGAUCCUGGCCACACCCCGCCUGCUUCAGCGCCGGUUCCGCCACUCCAAGGCCAGCAGAUGCGGGGGGCCCCUGGUCCUCAGCGUCAUCUACCAGGUGCAGGCCAUCAUGCACCUGAGGAAGAACGUGGUGAAAUUCCCCUCCAGCCUGGAGGUGGAGGUGGUGGAUGUGACGGAGCAGUCGCAGGACGUGGAGUUUGUGACGCCGCUGUCGCUGGCAGAGGUGGCAUCGCAGCCCGAGCGCGCCUUCCCCACCGUGGCCGAGAUCCUGGAGGAGCCCGAGGCCGCCCAGUCUCUGUUCCGCUGCGGCUGGCUGCCGGCCCUGCACAAGGGCCACCUCCUGGUGCUGCACGGGGCCGGCGCCUCCUCCAUCGUGCUGGCGUCCAGCUUCAAGGGGAAGAAGGAGAGGCAGUACUUCCUGCUGUCACAGCGCUACGGCGGGUCCCUGCGGCGGCGCCCCCGUGACUUCACCUCCGUCUACGAGCUCUACGCGGCCUCCCUGUGCCACCCGGGCCUGCGGGUCAGCGUGUCCAAGCACUGCGAGGCCCCCGAGGAGGGCCUGCCCUCGCUCAGCGUCGGGGACCAGCUGGAGGUGCUGAGCUCCAGAAAGAUGGAGCUGACCUGUGACGGGGAGAAGCAAGCCGUGGAGGUGCUCGUGUGCAAGCACAUGCCGGAGGAGGAGGACGAGGAGGACGAGGAGGACGAGGACAGGGGGGAGGAGAUCGAGGAGGUCUGCCUGCCCAUGUUCCUGGAGGGCCACUUUGUGGAGAAGAUCACCGACAACAAGAAGUACAGCCUGGGGGACCUCUGCAAGCGCUUCACCCUGCCGCUGGAUGUCAAAGUGGCCAAGCGGGACACGGGGAUGGAGAGCGACCCCCUGGCUGGCUUCUCCGCCCUGCGGCUGGAGGAGGCUAACGUGGAGCCCACGGUGUGGGCCAGCCUGCCCUGCAAGCCGGACCUGUGCUUCGAGCUGCCCAUUCGCUGGCUCACCAUGUCCCUCUCCUUCACCAAGGACCCCCUUCCCUGGUCCGAGGGCCAGCCCCCCGAGCUACGCUGGGAGACGGUCACUGAGGUGACAGACAAUUUCUACUACGAGUUCCGCAAGCUGACUGGCUGCGUCAUGGCCCCGCCCCCCCGGCCUCCCAAGCGGAGGGUAUCCACUCAGAAGCCGCCCCGGCCGGCUACCAAGUCCUCGUCCAGUCCUAGACCUGACAGGCCACACUCCAAGAGCCACACCCUCUCCCAGGACAUGGGGCAGCUGAAGCUCUCUGAUUGGACAGAUAGGAGCCCUCUUCCGCCACCCCCGGACAUCUCAAAUGAGACUCCUCCACUGAUUCCCAGAAAGCCCAACUCCAAGUCAAGCGGCCGAGCGCCUCCCAACACCUACGUGCAGACGCCCAAGAGCAAGAGCGCUAGGAAGAAAAAGGAUCAAGAAAGAUACUCGGACAGUGACCAUGACUACGAGAUGAUUGACAUGGUGAAAAAAGCACAGGAAAGUGUCAUGUUUUACUGAGCCCGCCGUCUCAACUCGAGGGGACCACAGAGCUUUUUUUCUGCCGUUUUGUGGAGAAUUCAUCGGGACAGAAGCCGGUGUACGGCAACAGCCAACUCUGCUCUGCAGGGUGCAAGGAACACCCCGGUCCCACCAUCACGAGUCUCGUCCUAAGACUUCUGCAUGUCAAAAAACAUUCUCUGCAAAGAAACGCCAAAGAAAGAAAGAAAGGCCACAUUUUAUUAUUAUUUUUUAAAUCUGUCUCAACAUGUUAUCAGUACAUAAUUAACUUUUGCCCUGGGUUCCUCUUUAUCAAAUUUUGAAAUUGCGUUUGAAUUGAUGUUGGUUGAGAUAACCUUCAGCGCCACUGAAUACAAGCUGAAGUCGGUUUCUCUGAAAGCUGAAUGUCUGCGAUGGUUUUUGAGAUCUGUAUGCAAGCAGACACUGAAAGACAGAACGACAGAGCCGGUAGCCUCCAGAUACAGCAUGUCCGAGCAUUACAUACUUUCUUACAGGCAUCUCGGGAGUCACCAUUAGGCUCCAGGUGACAGACACCGUCAUAGCAAAGUGUGACAAAUAAAUCUGAACGUAGUCCUCAGACUAUAAUCUGUUCAAUUUAAUAGCAAUGUGCUUUGCCUUCAACUCUGGGAAAUGAAUUUGUUUCAAUUUAACUUUGAUGUGCUUGGCAAUUUAACUGAGUUUGAACAAGUUACAUUUUUUGUUAGAACAUGGUGUAUUUAUAACAUUAAUAUACUCAAAAAUGUAAGAAGACAAAACUACAUGCGCAAAAGGAUUUUGUUAAAGCAACCUUCAUAAAUCCACAAAAAUAAUGGUUCAAGGUCCUUUGAUCGUUUUCAGACUCCUCAGAAUGUAGAUGAGGCAUCUGAAUGUGACAGUUGUGCUUUUCACACAGGCAUGGACGUGAUUUUUAUUAAAUUUCCUUUGUGUCAUGCA
This is a messenger RNA of Megalops cyprinoides (Indo-Pacific tarpon), 3084 nucleotides long. RefSeq names its product thymocyte selection associated family member 2 (gene themis2). Gene Ontology annotation, biological process: T cell receptor signaling pathway. NCBI's taxonomy places the organism in Eukaryota, Metazoa, Chordata, Actinopteri, Elopiformes, Megalopidae. The record is from RefSeq and is a predicted model, not a curated record. The transcript is spliced from 6 exons. Bases 79 to 2151 code for a protein of 690 amino acids.